AUGGAGUUUGCCAGUGCCUUGAGCUUAGACUUCCGAGCCCUAGGAGCGAGGGCGCCGGCGCUGCUCGAGGCGGCCCGCGCGCGCUACGAGAGCCUGCACAUCUCGGACGACGUGUUCGGCGAGUCGGGCCCGGACAGCGGCGGGAACCCCUUCUACAGCACGUCGGCCGCCUCGCACUCCUCCUCGGCCGCCUCCUCGGACGACGAACGCGAGCGCCCCGGCCCCCCGCCGCCGCCGCCCGGUGCUCCCGACGCGCAGGAAGCCGAGGAGGACGAGGCUGGCGCGGGCUGGAGCGCCACGCUGCGGGACCGCCCGCCCCCGCGCUUCGAGGACACCGGCGGUCCAACCCGAAAGAUGCCCCCCAGCGCCAGUGCCAUGGACUUCUUCCAGCUCUUUGUCCCCGACAACGUGCUCAAGAACAUGGUGGUGCAGACGAACAUGUACGCCAAGAAGUUCCAGGAGCGCUUCGGCAGCGACGGCGCCUGGGCCGAGGUGACGCUGACGGAGAUGAAGGCGUUCCUGGGCUACAUGAUCUCCACCAGCAUCUCCCACUGCGAGUCGGUCCUCAGCAUCUGGAGCGGCGGCUUCUACAGCAACAGGAGCCUCGCCCUGGUCAUGAGCCAGGCUCGCUUCGAGAAGAUCCUCAAGUACUUCCACGUGGUGGCCUUCCGCUCCAGCCAGACCACGCACGGCCUCUACAAGGUCCAGCCCUUCCUCGACUCCCUGCAGAACGGCUUCGACUCUGCCUUCAGGCCUUCCCAAACCCAGGUGCUACACGAACCCCUGAUUGACGAGGACCCUGUGUUCAUCGCCACGUGCACAGAGCGGGAACUGCGAAAGAGGAAAAAGCGGAAAUUCAGCCUCUGGGUCAGGCAGUGUUCUUCCACCGGCUUCAUCAUCCAGAUUUACGUCCACCUGAAGGAAGGCGGGGGCCCCGAUGGGCUGGAUGCGCUGAAGAAUAAGCCCCAGCUCCACAGCAUGGUCGCCCGAAGCCUGUGCCGGAACGCGGCGGGCAAGAACUACAUCAUCUUCACGGGGCCCAGCAUCACCAGCCUGACCCUGUUCGAGGAGCUGGAAAAGCAAGAGAUCUACUGCUGUGGCCUGCUCAGCCCCAGGAAGAGUGACUGCACCGGCCUGCCCCCGUCCAUGCUGAGCAACCCGGCCACCCCCCCGGCCCGGGGCCAGCACCGCAUCAAGAUGAAGGGGAACAUGUCUCUGAUCUGCUGGUACAACAAAGGGCCCUUCCGCUUCCUGACCAAUGCCUACUCGCCCGUGCAGCAAGGAGUGAUCAUCAAGAGGAAGACUGGGGAGAUCCCCUGCCCCUUGGCCGUGGAGGCGUUCGCUGCUCACCUUAGCUACAUCUGCAAAUACGACGACAAGUACAGCAAGUAUUUCAUUUCUCAUAAACCAAACAAGACCUGGCAACAGGUGUUCUGGUUCGCCAUCAGCAUCGCGAUCAAUAACGCCUACAUCCUGUACAAGAUGUCAGACGCCUACCACGUGAAGAGGUACAGCCGGGCGCAGUUCGGCGAGAGACUGGUGAGGGAGCUGCUGGGUCUGGAGGAAGCCUCCCCAGCCCACUGAUGCCAGGCGGCCAGGCCUAAGUGAGGACCAGGUCCGGGAGGCCGGAGGAGGGAGGGAGCGGGCCAUUCUGACCUGCCCAGCCAGAGCCCUGCGGGUGCCCCCCCGCACCCCCCUCCCCGGGGGUGGCCCCAGCCCGGAGGGGUGCCCACGGCUUCCACGGGGACCAGGGUGGGCCUGGUCAGAGGACGGCUGCCCGUCCCGGUUCCCAUUCGAAGAAGAGCAUGUCCUCCCUCCAGAAGCGGCCACCCACCCGGUGCCGGGGCGGGCGCCGCACCCAGACUCCACGUGCCGGCGGGCGCGCUGUCCGUGGCAUUGGCCCAGCAGGGCGCUGCCUCCUCGUGACACCCGUGGAGCUCAGCUCGGUACAGGGGCCCUGGGAAGGCUGUUGCCGCCGGAGGCGCCAGGGAUGGGAUGAGCCGUAGCACGUCCUGCUAGAAAUGCCUGCUCUGUAAAGACGUAAAGAUGUUUGUGGCGCGGUUCAGUUUCCUGCCGUGUCCGACGGCGACCAAGGCAAGCAGAGGUGGGGCUGUGCACCGCUAAGGCCGUGUCGGUGUGGGCAGGAGACCCGAGCGUCGUCCCGCACCUGCCUCACGCAGGCGGCUUGGAACGGGCCUCCUGGAACAAGGAAUGCAAACUGGGUGCCAUUGACACGCAGGGAUGAAAUGGGGCAGCGAUUGCCCGUUCCGAGUCAAGGAUGAGGCGUUCCUAACUCAUUUCAUCUCCCUGGCUGGUGGACGGGGGAGAGAGGGAAAAUGCCAACGGAAUCGCAGUGACGUGUGAUGCUGUUUUUUAUUUUUCAAUAUAUCUUCAGGUUAUUUUCUUACCGUUGCUUAAAAUCUUCUGUAAAAGGAAAAUGUCCCCCUUCUUUUCCGCCCCCUCCCUUCGCCCCAGCCGUGGCUGUUUGCGUGGUCACAGUUCGGUAUUCUGGGCCCCGUGACUGUGCCAGGACCGGAAAGGGCAGCUUGCUCCCAGAACGGACGUGCUUCCACUCCAUCAAGGAGCACGGGGGGCCCUGUGGGCCUUAAGCGUUGCCGUAGACCUGAUCGUCGGCAGAAUUACUUGUUUGGGAAAACACGAGGCGUUGCUGCAACACACGCCAACACGUCUGGGGGUGACACUGGCCAGUUCUCGCGCCCUGCGUGUGGUCACCUGGCUGGGUGUGCCCUCUGACUCCAUUGCCCCAGAGCCCUGCGGCUGGCACGGGCAAACCCAGGAAGGUGACCGGGUGACCAGCUUUGUUGGGGGUGAUCUCCCCGUAGGACCGCGAGAAGUACAUGCCAAGGCCGCUGGCAUCUGGGGCUCCUGCUCCCAGGUCUGCGUGUCUCCGGGGGAGACCUGGGCCAGGGUGAUCCCCUGGCCUGACCGUCCCCCGCAGACACGAAACGAGCGAUUCCUGGAGUUACACGAUCCCCCUCCGGCCUGGUUUACGUAGCCCCCUCAUUUUUUUUUCUUUUUUUUACCAAAUGCAAAAUCUAUUCUACUCAGGCUUUGGGAUGUUUUUCCUUGUUCACACUCAGUUAAUUAAACGUGUUGCUGGCCGCAUGCUCCUGAACUCCACGCCAUUCCUGCAGCCUGCGUUCGUGAUGAUCCCCCUCGCCCUGUGGUUUGAAUUCGACGCCACGGAUUGUAGGCCAAAUUUUAAAUUGUGUUUCCAAACACCUUCGCCGUGUCCUUUAAUUGGAUUGAAAGCACUUUUACCACAUGGAGAAAUAUAUUUUUAAUUUGUGAUGCUUUUCUACAAGGUCCACUAUUUCUGAGUUUAAUGUGUUUCCAACACUUAGGGAGACUCUAAUGAAAGCUGAUGAAGUUUCUUUUCUGUCCAAAUAAGUAAAAGAAAAAAUAAAAGUCUAUUUAGAUGCUGA
Herpailurus yagouaroundi (jaguarundi) is the source of this 3446-nucleotide messenger RNA. RefSeq names its product piggyBac transposable element derived 5 (gene PGBD5). The record is from RefSeq and is a predicted model, not a curated record. NCBI's taxonomy places the organism in Eukaryota, Metazoa, Chordata, Mammalia, Carnivora, Felidae. Gene Ontology annotation, cellular component: nucleus. Gene Ontology annotation, biological process: non-replicative DNA transposition. Gene Ontology annotation, molecular function: transposase activity. The transcript has 8 exons. The coding region runs from base 1 to 1584 and encodes 527 amino acids.